AUGGCAGACACGUUGUCUUCGGCAGGAAAACGCCUCUCCCAGAUCAAGGACACCAUCAUGGGCAAGACCGCCACGACCAUCCCCUUCGACCCGGACAGCACGGUUUUUCCCACGCGCAAGAACCUGCCUAAGCUCGUCGGCGCUCCCGACGAAGCAGCCUGGGUAUGGGGCAAGGACGACUUUGUCGGCCGCUUGAACCUGCUCACGCCGGCGCGCGUCAAGGCCGCGGCCCAGCAGGAAAUCCGCACCGGGGAAAUGGCCCGCCUGGACCUCCCGCUCAAUGUCCCCGCCCAGCCAGCGUUCGGGCGGCAGAAGUUCGAGCACAAGAUCCUCACGCUCUUCGACGGCGUCUGCUACGACGACGUAUACCACAUGAACACCCAGUCCGGCACGCAGUGGGAUGGGUUCCGCCACUUCGCCCACAUGGCCACCCAGACCUUCUACAACAACACCCACAAGGAGGACAUUGUCGGCCCCGCCGCAAACCACAAGUGUAGCGUGCACCACUGGUCGGAGCACGGCUUCUCCGGGCGGGGGGUCCUGCUUGAUUAUCGCUCGUACGCGGACAGCGUGGGCAUCAAGUACGACACUGCCACGUCUCAUGCGAUCAGCUAUGACGAUCUUGUCGCCUGCGGAAAGCACCAAGGCAUUGACAUCCGCCCAGCAGCUCAGGGCGGCGAUAUCAAGAUCGGGGAUAUCCUACUUAUUCGUAGCGGUUGGGUCGAGGACUACUACAAGCGCACGCCGGAGGAGAGCGAGCGGCUUGCUCUGCGCGGGACCGAGAGCCACGGCGGUGAAGCGCAGUGGGUGGGCGUCAAGCAGGAAGAAGCCAUGAAGGAUUGGUUGCAUGACAGUUACUUCGCGGCCGUGGGCGGAGACGCGCCUGCGUUUGAACGCUGGCCCACGCCCGAGAGCUACUACCUCCAUGAGUUCAUCAUCGCCUUGUGGGGGAUGCCGCUGGGUGAGAUGGUCGACUUGGAGAAGUUGAGUCGGUUGUGCAAGAAGCACAAGAGGUGGACCUUCUUCUUCACCAGUGCGCCGGCGAACAUGCCUGGUGGAGUGAGCAGUCAUGUCAACGCAACGGCCAUUUUCUAG
Molecule: messenger RNA, 1095 nt
Organism: Cladophialophora yegresii CBS 114405
Lineage: Eukaryota; Fungi; Ascomycota; Eurotiomycetes; Chaetothyriales; Herpotrichiellaceae
Exons: 1
Coding region: 1-1095 (364 amino acids)
Molecular function (GO): arylformamidase activity
Source: RefSeq, a predicted model, not a curated record